Molecule: messenger RNA, 4215 nt
Organism: Carassius gibelio (silver crucian carp)
Lineage: Eukaryota; Metazoa; Chordata; Actinopteri; Cypriniformes; Cyprinidae
Product: oxysterol-binding protein-related protein 3-like
Exons: 22
Coding region: 338-2767 (809 amino acids)
Cellular component (GO): cytosol; perinuclear endoplasmic reticulum; plasma membrane
Molecular function (GO): cholesterol binding
Source: RefSeq, a predicted model, not a curated record
CCGCCCACCUGCUGCUCACCUCACCGCGGAACUCAAAACACAGCUCGAGAUUUAAACCUGAGCUGGAAGCCUUAAACCUAAAACCUGUGGUCUCCUCCACCCUCCGCCUCGGAUUACAUCGGUGCGUCACGGACAUUUCGUUCGAGAUACCCCUCCCACAAGAGAAGUUACCUAAAAUCUGACUUCGGCAGGUAGAAGAAGUGGGAUGAUAACCCCGGUGACAGUCAGUAAAUGUGCUGAUAAGGCGUUUUUGUAAGUGGACCGUCAGUGACACGACGACAGAGCCGCUGCGCCACGCUGUCACUCUGAACCUGCAACCGCGUAAGUUAAUUGCAAGAUGAGCACAGAAGACCAAAUUGCACAGCUGUCUCCCAAGACAUCACCCGCCACACCAACUAUAACACCGUUUACACAACGAAAAGAGAGUAACUCCUCAUCAGAAGACAACAGACAGGACAGCUGGGAGUUAGUUGAGGACUUGCAAGGAUUGACAGGAAAUAUUCAGAAGCCUGAGAAGCUGGAAGGUUUGCUUUUGAAAAAGAGGAAGUGGCCAAUGAAAGGCUGGCAUAAGAGAUAUUUCCUGCUUGAAAGAGGCAUCCUUACAUAUGCCAAGACUGGGACUGCUCUGAAGAAGGGGAGGUUACGAGGUCGAAUUGACGUUGGUCUCUCUGUCAUGGCCAUGAAGAAGAAGUCAAUGUGCAUCGACCUGGACACAGAGGAUAGUAUCUAUCACCUUAAGGCAAAGACUCGGGAUCUGUUUGAUCAGUGGGUGACUCAACUACGUCAUCAUCGAACUUUCCGUCAGAACGAGAUCACCAUGGAGCCUCCCGAGCGACCGCUGCAAUCUGACCCCACUGCCAACAGACGACGUUCAUUUCUCUCCAAGCUGCCUUCAGCCCUGUUGAAGAACAGCUGGUGCCAAAACUCUCAAGACAUAGAGAAGUGCUGCAAAGAUCUGUCAGAGUGUGAGUCGGCACUGCUGGAAUUAAAUUUGCUGCUGAAAAAUAUGGAAGUUCUUCACAGAACGUUCUCAGCACCUGCCAUUAACUUACUGCAGACUGAAGGCUCCAAAAAAGAGAAACGAGGACACAAAAAAUGGAGAUCAAAGAAUCAUAGCAAGGAAAAUAAAAACACACAGCAGCAAAAUCCUGAUGCUUCAUCUUCCCGUCUGCACGUGUCUCACCCGAACUUGAUAUAUUCAGAGCCUGUUUCACCAGACUCAUGCCUGGAUAGUCCAGAUUCACCAACAGAAGCCUCACGAAUGCAGGAGGAGUUCUGUCGGCUCGCUGGCACUGUUCAUUCCACUCUUCGGUCAGCGUACACUUCUCUUUGCACAGAAAGAGACAGAGUCAGGAACACAUUGGAUUGUAUCAGUGAGACGGAAGUCCUCGUUGGAUCACGCCCUCUCCGCCAGCAGGUGUCCAGUGAGAGUCGAGGGUCAAUCCCAGAAUCCCUUUCAGAGUUUUUUGACGCUAAAGAGUAUCUGCUGUCUGGCAGCUCGUCUGAGAAUGAGGCGUCCGAUGAUGAUUCGUAUGUUAGUGAUGUGAGUGACAGCACUUCAGUGGAGUUUUGCAGGAACGAGAACGGUGUUACAAAGGAGAUUUUAAGUAAUGGCAAAAACUGUGUGGUGACACGGCGAGAACAUUUGCCAAGUGCACGCAUGAACGAGAGCGUGAAUCUGUGGAGUAUUCUGCGUAGUAACAUCGGUAAAGACCUGUCGAAAGUUGCCAUGCCCGUCCAACUCAAUGAGCCCUUGAACACCCUGCAGAGACUGUGUGAGGAAGUUGAGUACUGUCACCUGCUGGACACUGCUGCAAACACACACGACCCACACAUGCGCAUGGUGUAUAUAGCAGCAUUUGCUGUAUCUGCAUAUGCAUGCUCAUUCACUAGAGCAGGAGGAAAACCAUUUAAUCCUAUAUUAGGAGAGACAUACGAGUGUUUGCGGCCAGAUAAGGGCUUUCGCUUCAUUGCUGAACAGGUCAGUCAUCAUCCACCUGUGUCUGCUUGUCACUGCGAGUCCAAAAACUACACAUUUUGGCAAGAUGUCCGGUGGAAGAAUAAGUUUUGGGGGAAAUCCAUGGAGAUUGUUCCCAUGGGAGUCACUCACUUAGAGCUGCCAGGUUUUGGGGAUCAUUUUGAGUGGAGUAAAGUCACUUCAUGCAUUCAUAACAUUCUGAGCGGUCAGCGCUGGAUCGAACACUAUGGGGAAAUGUCAAUCAAACACUCUAACACCAUGGGAGACGUCAGUCACUGCAAAGUCACUUUCCUUAAGUCAAGAUCUGGAGGUCUGAAUGCUAAUGAGGUAGAGGGUAUGGUCACUGAUUCAAAUGGCCGUGUCAUUCACACUCUGUUUGGCAAAUGGAACGAGGCCUUGUAUCUGGGCAAACCGCCUUCUGCAACCUGCAUCUGGAGAGCAAAUCCCAUGCCUGAGGACCAUGAGCAGUAUUAUGGAUUCACCCAGUUUGCAAUUGAGUUAAAUGAAUUGGAAGAAGGUUUAAAGCCACUCUUACCUCUGAUAGACACCCGUUUUAGGCCAGACCAAAGAUUACUUGAAGAGGGUGAUAUUGCUGGAGCAGAAGAACAGAAAGAAAGAAUUGAAGUACUCCAAAGAGAGAGGAGGAGAGUCCUGCAAGAAAACAACAUGACACACUCGCCUAGAUUCUUCAAACGUGCAGAAGACGACUCUUGGGUGAGCAAUGGCACUUACUGGGACCUCAGGAAGGACCCUGGAUUCAGCAAACUUGAAUUCCCGGAGCUCUGGUGACCAUCGGUGGACUUGUGAUAUUUGACUUUUCCAUUUCUGCUUUCUCCGUUAUUCAUAUGCAAUCCUGCUGAACACUGUGGGAUUUAAUGUAUCAUCCCAUGUCUAUGUUGAUGUUUUUGUAAUGGUAUUUAUCUUUGUUAAACAGACACUUUUACAGCACAAGAUAGAAAGUGCCUCUAGAAACACAUUUAGCCAAUGCUUUACUUGUCAAACUGUCUAGCUGAUAUUUAGAUGCAAAUGAACUGACCAAUGACUUUUGGUCUGGAUAUUAUUAGUGUAUUUAUAUUCAUAUGCAAAGUAAAAAUCUUAUUACUUAAUCAAGUAAAUUUUAAAAAAUCCUCAAAUACAAUCAAUUCAGAUAAAUGACACAACAUUAAUAAUGAUUUAGAAUCUUAAAGAACACACACUUACAGGGAUAGUUUACUCAAAUGAAAAUUAGUCCAAGAGUUACCCUCAGGGCAUCCCAGGCUUGUCUGACAUUCCUCUUUCAGACAAACAGAUUCAGAGUUAUAUAAGACUGUAUAAGACUAUUCUGUAUAAGACUGACUCUGUUCCAACAUGUGACUGCAGUGAGAGGAAUGUCAGACACACCUAGGCUGCCUUGAGGUUAAAUCUUGGACUAAUUUGCAUUUAAGGGUGAACUAAAUAAUAAUAGUUCCGAAAUAAUAAAUUAUUUAAAUUAAGCCUAUAUUUUGGAACAUUGGUUUUUAUUUUUAUUUGGAUUAUGACAUUUAUUUAUUGUUAUUGUCAUUCUCAUUACUGUUAUCUGAAAAAGAUGAUGUAUUUAAAUUGUAAUGAGUUUAUCAUGGAAGUAUUUGUUAUACUACCUGUUAUUGUUUUCUAUUCUUAAAUCAGCACAGAAUACUGUAUAAAUUAUCAACCAUAUUACAGUAAUGAGAAUUUAGGGUACUUAAUUGUCUUGAAAUUAAUGUCAAAAUAAAUAAAUCUUGGUCCUAAAAAUAGGAUAAUUUUUUAUAUAUAUUAUUAUUAUACUAAAUAUUAUUUUCUUAUUUUUGUUGUAUCAAAUAAUAGAUUUUGAGUGACCUGGUCUGUGGUGGCAGAGAAACACAGCACUGGACUGACUGUCUUGAGAUUUACACCAGGAGUUUCUACUAUAAGCAUUUGAAAGCCACAUUUAAUGAAUGUCUGACUCUACUUACACUCCACUCUAUAAUCAGGUAGUACAUAUAUAUAUGUAAAUAUUUUUGUACUCAUAACAGUAAUGAUUUUUUUCAUAUUUAAAUGGAUUUAUCAUUCUUUAAAUGGUUAAUUCUAUAAAACUGAUAUAAAAACAAAUAAAAUAUAUGUGUGGCAGAAAUUGACAUGCAUAUAUAAUGAUUGUAUAAUGGAUGGUAAUUUUGUGUUGUGUACAUGCUUGUCCUACUUUUCUCUGUAUUGUUGUGUAAUAUGCAUAAGAAUACAAUUACCCUGCCUCACUGUUUAAUGUA